AUGAAGCUCAUGUCCAUUGCUGCCUCCGUGGCUGUCGCCUCCCUGUCCAUCGUUCUGGCCCAUUGCCAGAGUAGUGGCUGCUCCACGACUGGUACUGCCUCGUGCACUAAUACCUCAGUGGUUGCUAACUUGUGCUGCUUCGAAUCGCCGGGGGGUCUGAUGCUUCAGACCCAGUUCUGGGACACAAACCCUUCUACUGGUCCUGUGGACAGUUUCACCAUCCACGGACUCUCGUCCGACAACUGUGAUAGUACUUUCUCGGAGAACUGCGACCCCUCCCGGGCUUACACCAAUAUGGCUAGCCUUCUCGAGAGUAAUGGUGCAUCAAACACAUUGGACUUCAUGAGCAAGUUCUGGGUAGAUAUCAAUGGCCAAAACGAACAUUUCUGGGAAAAUGUGUGGGCCACCCAUGGAACCUGCAUGUCGACCCUCAAUCCCUCGUGCUUGCCCAAAGGCAGCGCCCGGGGCGCGGAAGCUGUUGCAUACUUUCGAACGGUCAUCACCUGGUACUUCAAUCUCAAGGGCAGCAUGAUUGAUGGAACGUUUGUACCCAUUGAUGCACCGAAGACUGGCUCGUGCCCCAGCACUGGGAUCAAAUACCCCCCCAAGGCCAAGUAA
Linnemannia hyalina is the source of this 618-nucleotide messenger RNA. Lineage: Eukaryota; Fungi; Mortierellomycota; Mortierellomycetes; Mortierellales; Mortierellaceae. The record is from the annotation of a GenBank genome assembly.